AUGCCACUUGUAAACUACGAAGGUGAUUCAAGUGAAGAAGAACAAGAAGAUAAUGAAAUUCAAUCUACAACUCGUCGUCUUCAUCUACCAGCUCCGUCACAUCCUGUAUCAAAAAAACUAAUCGAUGGUGAUGAUGAUGAUGAUAAAGAUCGACAUUCAAUGAAAACAAAUAUUCAAUCAUCAUCGACUCUAUUAUCAAAUCUUCGUAAACCUCAAAAUAUUUCUACAUCAAGUACAACUAAUGAUUCUACUGAACUUCCUGAAACUGAAUUAGAAGAUAUUGUUCGUGGAGACAAUAAAGAAUAUGCAAAAAAUGUUCCUGAAUUACCCAAACCAAUUAAACGAAAACGUGAUGGACCAGUGAAAAUUUUUAUCCCCACUAUUCAACAGGAUUCAGAUGAUGAAGACAAACCCAAAAGAAAACAAAGAACUACAAAAACAAAUUGCGCAUUAUUAAAUUUUCUUCCUCCUCCAAUUUAUGAUGAAGAUAAACCUACACCAAGCUUACCUACAGUUAAAAAUCCAUCAACGACGACUCCUCAAAUAAGUUCAACAGGUUUAUUUAUUCCAUAUACACUUAAAAAGAAACAACAACAACAAACGAAAAUUUCAACUAAUCAAUUAAAUGAACAAACUAAAAAUGAUAGUGAUAUUGAAGAUGAUGAUAAUGAUGAUCAAACUGACUUUCUUGGUUUGACAAAAUCAAGAGAAAUUCAAAUAACAACUACUGAUGUUGAAAGUGUUUUACGUGAAACAUUUCCGAAAGCUCGACCAACUGUUAUUGAACAACCAGUAUUACCAAAUCUACCGGAAGACUUUGAAGAUCUUGAUGAUGAUGAUGAACAUAUGACAAAUCAACAAACGAUUCAAGAUGAUGAUGAACUUUUACAUUAUCUACCAAAAAGUGAACGUUAUAAAGAAAUUAAAAGUGUACAUAUUGAUUCAAUGCUUAGUGAAAGUGCAAGAAUACAAUUACUUAAGAAUGCAACUGAAGAACGUGAAACUAUGAAAGAACAAGCUAAAAUUCAUGUACCAAAAGGAGAAACUAAAAAACGAGGACAACUUACUUAUCUUGUUGCCAAGGCUCAACAUGAUGAUCUUCAAUUAAAGAAUAUGUGGAGUCAACAGAAAUUAACAAAACGACAAACUCAAGCUAAAUAUGGUUUUUGA
Molecule: messenger RNA, 1170 nt
Organism: Adineta steineri
Lineage: Eukaryota; Metazoa; Rotifera; Eurotatoria; Adinetida; Adinetidae
Source: the annotation of a GenBank genome assembly